AGUUUCUUUUAGGCCCCGCCCACCCGAGCAUCUUCCUGCUCAAUUAACUCCCACUCACCUUCGAGGUUAUCCUGGAGGAACGAGAUUUUCAAGAUGUAAGAAGACUUCUCCACCAGAGGUCGCCAAAGAUGAGUUACUUUGCUCCCUCAUCCAAGCAAACAGUCCAGCAAGAGAUGAAGGCCAACGAUUAAUUUGAAGGAGGACGACCCCUUGAUGAGGGGGGGGGAGGAAGAGGAGGAAUGCGACCUCCUCGUUCAUCAGCGACUCGUUCGCUCUCGCAGCAGUACUCAUCUUCGUCUCGUCAACCAGGAGGAAGAAAAUAAGGAUGACGAGGAAGAUGGCCAAGAAGUGCGGCUUCUACCUCGUGUUUCUUCUCCUUUUUCUCCCUGCGUGCCAGUCGGCGCACGGCCGCUACGCUCACAAACUGCUGCGCGACUUAUUAGCCAACUACACCAACGCCUUGCGGCCGGUGGCAGACACGGAGCACGUCAUCAACGUGACGCUGCAGGUCACGCUGUCGCAGAUCAUCGACAUGGAUGAGAGGAACCAGAUCCUGACGACCUACCUGUGGGUACGGCAGGUGUGGAUGGACGCCUUCCUGGCCUGGAAGAAGGACGACUACGACGGGCUGGACACCAUCCGCAUCCCGAGCAGCUACGUGUGGCGGCCCGAUAUCGUCCUGUACAACAGCGCCGAUGACGAGUUCUCCAGCUCCAUGGAGACCAACGUGGUUCUGAGGCACGACGGUCAGGUGAUGUGGGACCAGCCGGCCAUCACCAAGAGCUCAUGUUCGGUAGAUGUGGCCUUCUUCCCCUUCGACGUGCAGCAGUGUCAUCUCACGUUCGGCUCCUGGACUCACAACGGCAACCAGAUGGACUUGUUCAAUGCCUUAGACAGCGCCGACCUGGCGGAUUUCAUCGCCAACGUGGAGUGGGAGAUCCUGGGCAUGCCCGCCAAGAAAAACGUGAUCCUAUACGGGUGCUGCUCGGAUCCGUACCCGGACAUCACCUUUACCUUGCACCUGAAGCGGAGGUCCUCCUUCUACAUCUUCAACCUGCUCCUUCCUUGCAUGAUGAUCUCCUUCCUGGCCCCGCUGGGCUUCUAUCUGCCGGCCGACUCCGGAGAGAAGGUCUCGCUGGGGGUCACCGUCCUGCUGGCGCUCACCGUCUUCCAGCUGCUGGUGGCCGAAAGCAUGCCGCCGUCCGAGAGCGUCCCGCUCAUCGGAAAGUACUACAUCGCCACCAUGCUGAUGGUGACGGCGUCGACGGCGCUCACCAUUUUCAUCAUGAACAUCCACCACUGCGGCCCCGAAGGACGUCCCGUGCCGGCUUGGGCCGAACGCUUCAUCCUCAAAUACUUGGCCCGCGUGUGUUUCGUGCACGAGGCGGGGGAGGCGGACGAGAACCCGCGGGAGGAAUCCGACGGCAGCAAGUGCAACGGGGAGGCGCGCGGGUGCGACAGGAGCGUGCAGAAGGAUGACACCUUCGUCGUCCUGGAGGAGAGCGCAGACAGCGGCGAUGGCGAGCGGUCGGGAGGCGUGGCGGAGAGCGGGAAGGAGGCGUGCGGCGCGUGCCGACAUCAGCGAGGACUGCGCCGCAACGUGGAGUACAUCGCCAGCGCCUACCAGGACCAACGCAUCGCGCAGGUGCGCGUUGGGGAAUGGAGGAAGCUAGCCAAGGUCAUGGAUCGAUUCUUCAUGUGGCUCUUCUUUAUCAUGGUCUUCAUCAUGAGCGUCCUCAUCCUGGGCAAAGCCGUCUGAUGCGCACUUCUGACCACUGCCAAUUAGUCACGUGACAAAUUAAACAUGUCCCCCAAA
This is a messenger RNA of Syngnathus acus (greater pipefish), 1816 nucleotides long. Its product is annotated as neuronal acetylcholine receptor subunit alpha-10-like. Gene Ontology annotation, molecular function: acetylcholine-gated monoatomic cation-selective channel activity; transmembrane signaling receptor activity. NCBI's taxonomy places the organism in Eukaryota, Metazoa, Chordata, Actinopteri, Syngnathiformes, Syngnathidae. Bases 326 to 1759 code for a protein of 477 amino acids. The record is from RefSeq and is a predicted model, not a curated record. Gene Ontology annotation, cellular component: neuron projection; postsynaptic membrane; synapse. Gene Ontology annotation, biological process: chemical synaptic transmission; regulation of membrane potential; nervous system process. The transcript is spliced from 8 exons.